Sebastes umbrosus (honeycomb rockfish) is the source of this 6909-nucleotide messenger RNA. RefSeq names its product axin 1 (gene axin1). The transcript has 15 exons. NCBI's taxonomy places the organism in Eukaryota, Metazoa, Chordata, Actinopteri, Perciformes, Sebastidae. The record is from RefSeq and is a predicted model, not a curated record. Gene Ontology annotation, biological process: negative regulation of canonical Wnt signaling pathway. The coding region runs from base 891 to 3437 and encodes 848 amino acids.
GGCUCGCCUUCCUUCCUUCUUCCUGCAUGCACAUGAACCACACGAGCUACUGAGACACGUUUUAAUGUAUUGCUGUGAUUCAGCCACAAGAGGAGGCUGUUAUCCUCCAUGUGUGAACCACAUGUCUCCUUUAGCAGAGCUCUUUCUGCUUUUUUACCUCCAGUGUUUACAACAAAGAAGCACAAAGAAGACAAAUGCAAAUGGCAGCCGAACACCGCAGGUCUUCGCCGGUGCAGUGUGAGGAGAAAAUUGGUCAUUGUGAGAAGGGUAUGCUGGAUCUGACCCAGGCUACAACCAGACAUGCAAGUGUGAAAUCCAGUUGAAAGGGUCGCACGGCUGAAGCUGCAAUAUAAAGUAAAGAUGCUCAUCUUUCAGCAACACACUAGUAAGAAUCAGAAAAAGGUCCAUGAGUGUGAGAAAGUAUUGCAGAGUGGCAGGCAGGGGACUGCGCCCAGUCAUGGCGGACCACAGAAACAAGAUCCGACGAGCCACACAGCAGGAGAGGAAGAUGGCGGCAGUCUUUACUGCAGACUACGAAGGACUAUACUCGAUCCAUAGAAAAGCGGUGGGAGUAGUCUGCGAUUCAACACAACAGAACCAAGAAGCACACAGUGAGGUAAACCAGCAGGAACAAAUGGAUGGCAAAGACAAACUAUCAUGGCGUCAUUCUGCUUUGGCCAGGCCUUCUCGUGUAUCAGCGAUGAGAGGGACGCUACCGUCACCGCAGCCCCAUGUGUUGAAUAAGCAUGCGAUGGAAUCCUCAUUAAAUGGACGUACUGCCGGAGGACGUGUGCGGAAGACAAUCAAAGUCAAGGAGUUUUUUUGCAGUGGCAUAAGUAGAGGUCUGGAUCUAGUAGUUGUGCAGUGUGGGCUCUACAGGGACGUGGUUUAUGGAUGCUGGGACUAUGAGCAUAAGCGACAAAAGGGACUACAUAGCAGACCUGGGAGGCAGCUUCACCGAGGAUGCUCCUAGACCGCCAGUCCCGGGGGAAGAAGGCGAGCUGGUGUGCAGCGACGGACGCCAGUACGGCAACCUCGGCUUCUCCUCGAAGAGCGAGAGCCUCAAGUGUGAGGCGUCUGUGGCUACGCCCAGGCGGCCUGACCUGGACCUGGGUUACGAGCCGGAGGGAAGUGCCUCCCCUACACCACCCUACUUAAAGUGGGCAGAAUCCCUUCACUCCCUCCUGGAUGACCAAGAUGGCAUCCAUCUGUUUAGGACGUUCCUCAAGCAGGAGGAGUGUGCGGACAUGUUGGACUUCUGGUUUUUAUGCAGUGGCUUCAAACUUGAAGCUAACGAGGGCAACGAGGAGAAGAAGGUCAAACUGGCGAAAGCUAUCUAUAAGAAAUACAUCCUGGACAACAAUGGGAUUGUUUCGCGACAGAUUAAACCAGCUACGAAGUCCUUCAUCAAAGACUGCGUCAUGAGGCUACACAUUGAUCCUGCGAUGUUUGACCAGGCUCAGACUGAGAUCCAGACGAUGAUGGAGGAAAACACGUACCCCUUAUUUCUUAAGUCUGACAUCUAUUUGGAAUAUACGCGAACGGGAGGAGAGAGCCCGAAGCUGUACAGCGAUCAGAGCUCCGUUUCUGGGAAUGGAAAGGGGCUGUCGGGUUAUUUAGAGACUUUAAACGAAGACGAGGAAUGGAGAUGCGACCAGGAGCCGGAGGAGCAGCCCGAGUGCGACCCCACGCCGAGCAACCGGCUCACUCAGAAGCUGCUAAUGGAGACGGCACCACAGCGCGUUGCCAGCAGCGCGAGGUUCCAGGACGGUCACGAGUACAGGCAUUCACCAUGUCGGGAGCCCAUCAACCCGUACUAUAUCAACACUGGUUUUGCUCUGGGUCCUGCUACCAGCGCCAACGAUAGUGAGCAGCAGAGUAUGUCCAGCGACGCAGACACCACCUCCCUCACCGACAGCAGUGUAGAUGGGGUUCCACCCUACAGAUACCGUAAACAGCAUCGCCGGGAGAUGCACGAAAGUGCCAAAGCAAAUGGGCGAGUGCCACUACCUCAUAUUCCACGCACAAACCGGAUUCCAAAGGAUAUACACGUGGAGCCGGAAAGAUUUGCUGCAGAGCUCAUCAGCAGACUGGAGGGCGUACUGAGAGAGAGGGAGGCUCAGGAGAAGCUAGAGGAGCGACUGAAGAGAGUACGAUUGGAAGAAGAAGGCGAUGAAGUUGUGUCCACCGCAGCAGCGUUAUCCAGUCACAGGUUCCCCCCUGGUGCUUAUCAGCAGCAUUACAACUCACGCUAUGCUGACAACACCUACAGUGGUCCUCCUCUGAGAGACGCUCACGAGGAGAACCCCGAGAGCAUCCUGGACGACCACGUCCAGCGAGUCAUGAAGACUCCCGGCUGCCAGUCGCCGGGCACGGGCCGUCACUCUCCCAAGUCGCGCUCGCCAGAUGGUGGCGUCCCAGGGGGCAAAGGGACGGGACUUGGAAUGGCGCAGGCUAAACAUCCAUCCAGGCACGGCCUCAAGGGAGACGGCAACCACUUGUACCACCACAAACACAUGCACCACAUCCACCACGCAGGCGUCGGGAAGCCCAAAGAGCAGGCGGAGGCUGAGGCGGCCAUGCGUGCGCACGGCAGCUUACCUUGGAGCACGGAGACGAGUCAUUAUGGAUCAAAGUCUCGCAGCUACGCAGACGGCAUGGGAUCCAACCCCAUGGAGCACACAGGGUAUAGUAGCAAAGGUGUCACACAGUGUAAAAGGGCGUUCAAGAAAGGUGAGGAAGUGCGGCCUUAUGACAUGCCGGCGCCUGCAGAGGAGAUGGAGAAAAACCAGAAGAUCCUUUUGUGGCUGAUGGAAGGACAGAAAGAAAUGGUUCAACAUAAGAGGAGCCCAUACGGGAGCACCACUGGGUCCAAGAGGACCACAGGCCACGAGGCCCAGCUGCGGAACAACGUGCAGCCGUCUCACCCUUUCAUCCAGGAUCCCACCAUGCCCCCAAAUCCAGCUCCCAGCCCCCUCAUCCAGCUGGAGGAGGUGCGCCGGCGGCUUGAGGAGGAGAAGAUUAAGUCUGGGACUGUCCAACCCAAGCAACGGUAUGUGAUGGAGGUGAUCCAGAGGGGUCGCACCGCAGUCAGGCCGGCACUGUUCCCUCCGCUCAGCAUGGUGCCCGCCGUCUCUGACAGCGAGCUCUCCCAGCCCGAACACAAAGCCACUAAAAAGCAGCCGUGUGAAAACAUCACUGUGGCGUAUUACUUCUGUGAGGAGCUGAUACCGUACAGGACGUCUGUCAGAGGGAGGGUCGUCACACUGGGCCAGUUCAAAGAGCUGCUAACAAAGAAAGGAAAUUACAGAUAUUAUUUCAAGAAGGUAAGCGACGAGUUUGACUGCGGGGUGGUGUUUGAAGAGGUACGUGAAGAUGACGCUAUCUUGCCCAUCUUUGAGGAGAAGAUUAUCGGGAAAGUGGAAAAAAUCGAUUGAAGGUCACGUUGGAAGAGGAAGGCAGCGUGUGACGGAGCGAUUGGAUGGUGAAGAGGAAGUGUUUUAGGAUUGAGAGCGGAGAAGAAAGUGAUACAGUACAGGUGGAUCUAGAAUUGAAGAUCAAGCAGUGGUCACAAUGGACGACUUGUGACUCGGUAGCACCACUGCAGAGACGUUGGACUAGAAGAAAAAAGACCUCAUUCACUUCUUGGGAGUGUAAUGUAGCAUUGUAAUGUUUACUAGAUAAAUGAAGGAACAAAAGUGCUACUAAAGCUACAUAUUUUUGAUAUGAUGUAUCAGAGGGUGUCCUUUCUAAAGUAACCACACUUGUCUUUUUUAUAUGUAUUGGUAACAGAUGUGUACAGUUUGUUUUAAAAGAUAACAAAAUUUUAUAUCUAUUUAAGUAUUUAAAAAUGCUCAUUUUCAAUCCUAUCGAAGCAGGAGCAUCGCUCCUGUUGAAGACGAUCAAAAUCCUUUUUAGGGCUGAUUUUUGUUUGUUCUAUUCACUGUAUGAGAGCCCUCUGGACUCUAAUGUUUGUGCUCUUCUUAGUGCUUUUAAUACUUCACUUAGCAGUACUUUGUUUUGUGGCAUUCAAUCAGGCUGCACUUUCAUUGGAUUAUAUGCCACUGACUAUGUCUCAGCGUAACAUGAAUCUCUAAAGCAUCAAACAUGAGUGACCAGAAAAAUGGAAACCCCUGUACAGUCUACUGUAAUCCAGCACAACAGCCCAGUGUCUUAAACUUUUAAUUUAAGAUUAUGGUAAUUUUUGACACUGCAGGAGAGGAUUUAUGGUCUUUUUUGAGGCUCAAAUUUUGUGAUGGUGUUGUUAUGGAUAUAAGAAACACACACAAUUAUUAUUUGUUGAAGGGCUGUUUUAUUAGGUUGCAUUUAGGCAUGGAACGAUAUAAGAUUUUAUCACAAAUCGCGAUGAAAACACUCGAAAUAAGUUCAUCGUGGGGAAUUUCCAUUAUCGUGAAUAUCCUCACGAGUGACCUGAAAAUUCGCCAUCAUGGUAGAGAAGUGAAAAAUAGAAACUGAUUUAAAAAAAAAAAAAAAAAAUACAGUAAUUAUCAUGUAAGAAAGAACAGACUCUAUUGCUAUUUUGCUAUUUUUUAAAAUGUAUUUAUCCUUUAUUUAAGCAGGGAGACCUUAUGAUUUAUGAUUACCUUUUUUAAGAUUGUUUUCACAAAAAAGGUUCACUAAAUAUUAAUGUGUCCCUUCUGUGAUGCAAUAAAAAUAAUGUCAAAUGUAAGGUAAAGUGAUUCCAUUAUUUUGAUGAUUUUCAGGAUAAUAGCAUGAAUUGCAGUUAUUCUAGUCAGGAUAAUCGUUCCAUUAAAUCUUCAUAUCGUCCCAUGCCUAGUUGCAUUACUGCAUAUUGUGCAGGUUGUUUCAUUUUGCUGGUUAUUUGGUGUAUACUGCAUGUGAAUGUAGCCAGUGGCUAUGUUUAUGUACAGUCUUCUGCUGCAUUGUUUUUACCCAACCCAGUUGAAAAUAACACAAUAGAUGCAAUAGUACUGUAAAAAAAAAAAAGAUUGGAAAGACAAAUUAUGAUUGGAAAGCACAAGGUGAAUAUCUAUGCAAGUUGGUUCCCCCAAUCCAAAAACUACAUUUAUAUUCAUUAACUUAAACUUUGAACUUCAAAAUUCAACUUAAAGAGAUAAUAUAGGAACAUUUCAAAACAAUUAGACACAAUCAGGUUGUAAAACCUUACGUUUUACAAUUCUGAUGAUGAAUCCUGACUGUGGAUGAGUAAUUAGACUUCAAUGAAUGAAUAUUUCAAAAACAGUUAUUCGUAGGAGGCCAAUUAGAUUGAUAUUCUUUGUAUUAUUUCCAGUUAAACACUGAAAGAUGCUGUUUUGGUUUCAGUUUCUAAAGUCAAGUAUUACCUUCAGCUUUAGAGGUUGCCGUUGUUUAUCUGCAGACCUGCACACUCAAGGUCAUGCUUGCAGUGCAGAGAGGCUGUUUGAACCUGUUCAACUAAAGUUAUAUAACCGCAUUUGAAUGAGAAGGCCAGCGAAUGUCAUCAGAAUACUAUCGUACGUUGAUGUUUGUGCAGUGAAGGUCACAUAAAGGCAUAUUUAAGUGCUCUAUUUUACCGUCAGAGUAGAGGAGGGCUAACAGUCACAGAAAUGUUGCGUUUAUUAUGUUUACAUCACGUUUAUUUUCUCCAGCUUCGAGGUCCGUACAUGUUCACACCUGCGAUCCCCAACUUACCAUCUUACACUUUGAAUCACUUGCUUAGUUGAUCAAUCGGUUAAGAGCUCCGAUCUGUAGCCUUCUCUAGCUUAUCACAGCUGCAUCUUGUGCCUGGAAGGAAUGAAUUGUUUAGAGCAAAUGAUCUACUUUUGAUAGAUCACAUUACACCAAAGAGAAAAAAAAGUAGUAGAUAGUGUAAGCACGCUCUUUAAUUCCACUGAUUCCCCUUCAUUUUCUGACUGCACUUAUUAUUCGCCAUCCUUGUUAUUCAUUCUUUUAUAUUAAAUCAUUGAAGCUCUUGCGCGAAAGACCAGAAUGUUCUUUGCAAUGUGAUUGCAGUUUUUCUGAUGCGCAUCGUGUUAUGAACAUCAGCAUCACAUUCAUAUGGAGCUUUCAGGACAUGUAGACCUUCUUAUUAUCGCGACACUGAAAGACAAUUUGCAUUUCCCGUCCCCUCUAUUUGGCGGUGUGAAUGAAACUUUUGCACAGGAAUAGCACAAAUUGAAAUGAAAGUAAAAAUCACGCUGGGGGAAGCAACGUGACAUUAAGAUUCAAGGCCACCGUGUUUUUUAUUCUGCACCUCUGCAUUGUGCUGGAGUCCAUAGUGAGGAAUGUGCUAUAAUAAAAGCCUUUUGUUAUGGAAUAAUAGGCAGAAAGAUAAGUGGACCUUGAAGCCGGAGUGUAUCGUAUGUGCUGUUGCAUAGAAACCCAGAAUGAGGAAUAUCUCCUUUCUUGAAAUGCUGUUUGCUUUUUUUUUUUUUUUUUUUUUUAGAUUCUUAACUUAAAUCAGUUUAAUAUAUUUACUGCCUCCAGUGUCUGUUAAAUUAUACAUUAUUGAGCACAUGGUCAAGUUAAAUACUAAAAGUAUUUUCAUUGUUUAUUUCUUUUGAAAUAUAGAGUAUCAAAUCUGUUUAUGAUUCUUACUGUGAAAGCCCCAAAAGUUCCCUUAUUUAAGAUCAAUGUAUAUAAUAAACAUCAGAGUGCCUUUAUUACUAUGCUAAUGAUGUCUGCUGUGUGGGACAUAAAUACCGGGGAUUUUCUUACAUUGUUUUUGUUUAGACUUUUUUUUUAAUUCUUAUUUUGUCUUUCUUGUUUAAUGUCUGUCACUAUUCCACCUUUUCUAUGUAAAUAUGUACAAGUUAAAUCUGUCAUCAACCAGCAGCCCAGUCAGCACAUCCAGAACCCUGGACCUGUUUUUGUUCACUAACUAGCAUGGUUACCAUUUAAAGGUACCUGGACAAUAAAUACAUGCAAUAAACCAGCACUUGAGUGUUA